AUGGAAAAAUUCCUAAACUUUCCACCGUUCAAGUGCCAGGGACUCCCAGAGCACACCCUAAGAGAACAAUGGGUUGAAUGGAAGCGAGCGUUUGACAAUUAUAUUGUAACUAUUGGGAUAACAGACCCGACAAAGAUGAAAAGCACCCUCCUAACUCUAGGAGGUAUUGAAUUACAACGCGUUUUCUAUCGGAUUCGCGGAGCUGAUGUUAGUGCUGAUCCAGAGUUAGGAAUAGAUCCAUAUAAGAUAGCUGUGCAGAAAUUAGAUGCAUAUUUCACACCGAAACGACAUGAUUCAUAUGAACGGCAUAUGUUCUGGACACUGAAGCCACGUCCGGAAGAAACUCUCCACCAGAGAGCGAUGAGAGUAAUCGAACAGGCUGACAAAUGCGACUUUGGAGACUCAAAGGAAGCUAGUCGUUCUGCAGCUAUAAUUGAUAAAAUCAUGAUGUUGGUUCCAGAUGAUCUUAGGAAGAAAAUGUUGGCACGGAACAAUUUGACAGUCGAAUCAGUGUUAAGAAUAGUGAUCACUUACCAAACAGUUGAAGGGCAAAUGAAAGAUUUCUCCGACUCAAAGGAUGAUGCUGGAACUGAUGUGAAUGCAAUAAAAGGACUAAAACCCUGGAAAUCCGGCCUGUCGAAAUGCUUCCGUUGUGGAAGACAGCACAAUUUCUCAAGGCAAGAAGAUUGUCCAGCUUUUGGGAAGGAAUGCAAUAAAUGUCACAAAAUGAACCAUUUUGCGGCAGAGUGCAAAAGUCGGGAAAAUCAGAAGAAGAACCUAAAGAGGAAGAAUGAUGAUUCAAGGAAGGACAACCACAAUGAUGCUAAAGACUCGAGUGAUAACAAAAAGAGACGAAUCCGGGUGGUGGAAGAUGACAAAAAUGAAGAUUCUGAAAACAGUUUCAUAUUCAACAUUGGUGAAGGGGACGAGUACGUUUGGUGCAAAAUUGGAGGUGUGCUAGUAGAAAUGCUGAUAGACUCUGGAUCAACCCACAAUGUACUUGAUGAAAAGACAUGGGAAUACCUAAAGAAGAAUGGAGUGAGAAUUACAAAUGCUACCACUCAGUGUGAUCAAAAACUAAAAGCAUACGGUCAAGAUUCUCACCUUCAUAUUCUUGGAGGAUUUGACGCAGCUGUAUCUGUUGAUGACAAUGGAACGGAAUACGAGGCAUACGCCAAUUUUUUGGUAGUCAAAAAUGGGUCACAGCCGCUAUUGGGAAAAACUACAGCAAAAGAACUGAAUUUGCUCAUUUUGGGAUUACCAAGUACGCGCGACACAAACUUGAAUGUGAUUCCCAUGGAAAACAAGAAAACGCCAUUUCCCAAGAUUAAGGGAGUCAAGUUACGUAUUCCGAUAGAUGAAAGUAUCACUCCAGUAUGUCAGCAUCCACGAAGACCCCCGAUUGCACUACUGGGGCGCGUAGAAGAAAAACUUAAGGAACUGCUCCGUUUGGAUAUCAUCGAGGAAGUGACGGGCCAUAGCCCUUGGGCUUCACCAUUGGUGAUUGUUCCAAAGGGGCUCGAUGAUAUUAGACUUUGUGUGGACAUGAGGGUAGCGAACAAGGCUAUUAAGAGAGAACACAGACUGAUGCCAACCUUUGACGAUUUCUUGCCACAAUUGAAGAAUGCCAAGAUAUUCAGCAGACUAGACAUUAAGGAUGCAUUUCACCAAGUGGAGAUUGACGAACGAUGUCGGAAUAUUACCACGUUCAUUACACAUCAGGGUGCAUUUCGGUACAAGCGCUUAAUGUUUGGAAUAUCUUGCGCACCUGAAUUAUUUCAACGCACCAUGGAGCAGAUGUUGGCGAAAUGUCCCAACACAAUCAUCUAUAUUGACGACCUUGUAAUUUUUGGGGAAAACAAUCAGGAACAUGAUGAAGCUGUUCAGAGAGUACUACAGCGACUCAGAGAGCAUAAUGUUCUUCUUAAUCACAAGAAGUGCAUUUUCAAAGUACAUGAAAUUAUAUUUCUUGGACACCGCAUCUCAGCGGAAGGAAUCCGCCCAGCUAAGGAUAAAAUUGAGAGCAUCAGAUCUUUUAGGGCACCUACUACUAAAGAAGAGCUACGCAGCUUCCUGGGUCUUGUCAAUUAUAUGAGUAGGUUCCUAGAAGACUGCGCUACAAUUACACAUCCACUCCGUCUGCUAACUCAUGACAAGGAACCUUUCAAGUGGGAAUCAGUACAUGACAAAGCCUUCCAGACUCUGAAGGAAAUGAUAAUGGGUUGCGAAACAUUGGGGUAUUUUGACAAUAAUAGACGUACUCGCGUAAUUGCUGACGCAUCUCCUGUAGGACUGGGUGCAGUCCUAGUACAGUACGAGGACGAUGAAGAAGUGAAACCCAUUAUAAUUGCCUUUGCCAGUAAAAGCCUCUCCCCGACUGAACAAAGAUAUUGCCAGACGGAAAAAGAGGCUUUGGCUCUAGUAUGGGCAGUGGAAAAAUUUUCAACGUAUCUUCUUGGAAGGGUUUUCGAACUGGAAACGGACCAUAAAGCGCUAGAAGUCAUUUUUAGACCAACAUCUAAGACAUGUGCCCGGAUUGAAAGGUGGCUUUUGCGCCUGCAAUCCUUCCAGUUCAAGGUGAUCUACAAAAAGGGAUCAGAUAACAUUGCUGAUUGCCUUUCAAGAUUGCCAACUCAUAAAGAGCAGGAGUCAUUUGAUGAGGAGGACGAACAUCUGGUGAGAGCUAUAGUGGAAUCAGCUGCCAUAGAUGUUACGGAGUUGGACAAUGCCGCAGAGCGAGAUCCUGUCAUGAAAGAACUCCGGACGUGUGUAUUGUCCGGCAAGUGGUCUUCAUCCCUCAAAGAGUUCCAGGCAUUUAAGGAUGAGUUCAGUACUUCGGGUAAUCUGGUAAUUCGAGGAUCUAAAAUUGUCGUACCAUCUCUACUCCGGCCACGAAUGCUAGCUCUCGGACAUGAAGGCCAUCCGGGGGAAACUGCCAUGAAACAAAGACUAAGGAGUCGUGUGUGGUGGCCUGGAAUGGACAACGAUGUUGUGAAGACUGUUAAGUCUUGUGAGGGAUGUCGAUUGGUGAGUCGUCCAGACCAUCCUGAACCAAUGACGCGUCGGGAACUUCCAAGUGCUCCUUGGGUGGACGUAGCUAUUGACUUUAUGGGUCCACUUCCCUCCGGAGAACAUCUAUUGGUUAUUGUGGAUUACUUCAGUCGAUAUAAGGAAGUGGAAGUGAUGAACUGCAUAACUGCUAGAGGGACAACAAACCGUCUGGAGAGAAUUUUCACUCGCAUGGGCUAUCCCCGGACUAUCACAGUCGAUAAUGGCCGACAGUUUACUAGUGAAGAAUUUGAUUUGUUCUGCCAAGAGCGAGGAAUUUGUAUCAAUCGAACGACCCCGUAUUGGCCUCAGAUGAAUGGGGAAGUUGAACGUCAAAACCGUUCUCUUUUGAAAAGAUUGAAAAUCAGCCAUGCCCUAAAUAGGAACUGGAAACAAGAUCUGCAGAAAUAUCUUCUAAUGUACUACACAACUCCUCAUACUACCACGGGGAAGACACCUACCGAGCUAUGCUUUGGGCGGACGAUUCGCAGCAAAAUCCCCUCGCUAAGUGAUGUGGAGACAACACCUCCUAGCACCGAUUACCGUGACCGCGAUAAAAUUUUGAAAGAAAGAGGGAGAAUGGCGGAGAACAAGAAGAGAGGAGCCAAGAAGUCAGGAGUCCAGAUUGGUGAUACGGUGUUGAUGAAAAAUGUUCUUCCUGACAACAAGUUAUCGACUACCUUUGGAAGAAAUAAAUUCAUCGUUAUCGAGAAGGCAGGGUCGACGGUUAAAGUGAAAGAGAUAAACACUGGCAAGACUUAUAGUCGCAACUCUUCCCACUUCAAGAAAGUACUGGAGGUCAACAAUCCAGAUGUGGAACAGACUGGAACUGCAGGGAGUGGAAACGACAGUGACUUAAACCUGGACCUGGAUGAGGCAGAAGACAAUACCCAAGCGGCCUCUGACCACGAGAAUGCCGAUCAUCAGAGACCGAAUCGAAGUUCUCGGAAACCAACACGGUUCCAGGACUUCAUCAUGAAUUGA
This is a messenger RNA of Phlebotomus papatasi, 4032 nucleotides long. RefSeq lists its product as uncharacterized. The transcript has a single exon. The coding region runs from base 1 to 4032 and encodes 1343 amino acids. Gene Ontology annotation, biological process: DNA integration. The record is from RefSeq and is a predicted model, not a curated record. Lineage: Eukaryota; Metazoa; Arthropoda; Insecta; Diptera; Psychodidae. Gene Ontology annotation, molecular function: nucleic acid binding.